Parasteatoda tepidariorum (common house spider) is the source of this 2709-nucleotide messenger RNA. The record is from RefSeq and is a predicted model, not a curated record. NCBI's taxonomy places the organism in Eukaryota, Metazoa, Arthropoda, Arachnida, Araneae, Theridiidae.
AUGGAUCAUGACGGGAGGUAUAAAGUUUGCCUUCCGUGGUUAGAUGGACACAUACCUCUUGCAGAUAAUAAAUCCUUGACAGAAAAAAGAUUAAAGAACACGAUAAGAUCUUUAAAAUCAAUUGACAAACUUAAAGAUUAUGAAAGGGUUUUUGAUGAAUGGGAACCUGAAGGGAUUAUUGAGAGAGUCGGCGAACCUGAAGCCUCUUCAACAUCGAAUGCUAGUUAUUUACCACAUAGGGCUGUAUUUAAAGAACAAUCUACUACGAAAUGUAGACCCGUUUUUGACGGCUCAGCUCGCACUCGAAACUCUGUUUCCAUUAAUGACUGUAUUGAAAAAGGCCCUAAUUUAAUUGAAUUAAUACCCUCAGUUUUGAAUCGCUUCAGGGUUGGAAAAAUAGGAGUCAUCGCUGAUAUUCGGAAAGCAUUUUUGCAAAUAUCAUUAGAUGAGCGGGACAGAGACUAUUUGCGUUUCAUAUGGUGGAAAGAAGGAGAUCAUAGAAAAGAGAUCAUUUAUCGUCAUUGCAUUGUUGUUUUUGGGAUAAACUGUAGCCCGUUUCUUUUAGCUGCAACUCUAGACCAUCACUUAGAACAAGCCCCUGCGCAUCUUGAAGAUCUAGCCACUAAACUAAAGAACUCGAUGUAUGUGGACAACUCCGUCACCAGUGUCGAUUCUCCUCAAGAACUGGACUAUUUUCGAAAUGAAUCUUGUAAACUACUCGCAUCAGCGAAAUUUGAUCUUAGAGGAUGGUGUAACAACAGCUAUUCCACUAGCAUUGCUGAAAAAGACGAAUUUCCAUUUGAAACUUUGAAUAUAAAAGAAGUACCUGUGCUAGGCUUGCUAUGGAAUACAGAAGAAGAUACUUUAACUUGUGAUUUAAGAAAAUUGGAAUUUAAGGAUGAACCUGUAACGAAAAGAAGUAUUCUCUCAUUAGCUCACAAGCUUUUUGAUCCAAUUGGAUUUACUGCACCAUUAACCUUGAUUCCGAAGAUAAUUUUACAAGAAUGCUGGAAAAUCAAAGUUUCAUGGGACUGUAAGUUGCCUGAUAAUAUUGUUAAAGAGUUUCAUAAGUGGAAAAAUCAACUUUUUGAACUGCAAAACGUGAAAAUACCCCGAAGAUUGAGUGAGUUCACACUCCAUUCAGGAAGUUUAUCUUUGCAUGUUUUCUGCGAUGCUUGCAAAAAAUCCUAUGCCACCUGUGUUUUCCUUAGAGUUAAAGUUGAGAGCGAUGUAACCUGCCAGUUAGUCCAGGCUCGAUCCCGAGUAGCUCCGUUAAAGAACAUAACUAUCCCUCGUCUAGAGCUUUUGGCAUGUUGCAUUGGAGCAAGGUUAGCAGAAUCCGUCAAAAAAGAUCUGAAACUCGAAGAUGUAGAAACUCACUACUGGACCGACUCCAUGGAUACCUUAUAUUGGAUUAGAACUGACGUACCAUGGGGUACAUUUGUGGAAAAUAGAGUCAGAGAAAUCCGAAGAUUAUCUUGCCCGAAUUCAUGGAAAUUUGUUCCUGGAAAUAAAAACAUCGCUGACUUACCAUCACGUGGUUGCUCAGCAAAAACUCUUCUGCAGUCUGAAUGGUGGAAUGGUCCUGAUUUUCUAAAAGAACCUGAAGAAAGGUGGCCAAAGAGCGAAAUAUUGCCAAAUAUCGAUACAAUCAAUGCAGAAAAAAGAAAGACUAUAGUUACUGCUACUAACGUAAAGGAGAGUGAAAAAUUUUACAACAAGUACUCAUCUUAUUUGAAAUUGUUAAGAAUAACCGGAUGGAUUUUUCGAUUCGCUGAAAAUUCAAAGAAAAGAGAAAAUGACAGAACCAUUGGAGAACUCAACAAUAAAGAAUUGAAAAAUGCUGAGAAAAUAAUUCUGAAAUGUGUCCAAAAGGAUGCUUUUGCCAACGAUGGGAAUAAGAGACUGAAUUCUUUGAAAACUAUUAUUGAUGAUGAAGGUCUGAUCAGAAUUAAAACUAAGGUAUUGAUGAGAGAAGAUGAUUUUAAUUUCCGUCUUCCAAUAGUUCUUCCCUCAGAUUAUACUGUGGUUAAAAACCUGAUUUAUUGGAAACAUAAGCAAUUAGGACACUGUGGAAUUCAAUUACUGAUGUCUACAUUACGUGAAGAAUUUUGGAUCUUGAAAAGUCGAAAAACUAUAAGAAAUGCCAUAAAAUCUUGUGUCAUCUGCAAACGUUUUCAUUCUAAACCUCCCAAUGUACCAGAUGGUCUUUUGCCAGCAGAUAGAGUGAAGGAUGCAGCCAUCUUUGAAAUUGUAGGUGCUGACCUGGCUGGUCCCCUCAUUCUGAAAGAUGGUCAAAAAACUUGGAUCUUGAUGGUGACUUGUGCUAUAUUUCGGGCUGUUCACUUAGAACUCUUGUCAUCCCUCUCUACUGAAAACUUAAUUUUGGGACUUCGAAGAUUUAUCUCACGAAGGGGAAGACCGUCAGUUGUCUACACAGAUAAUGGAACUAAUUUCGUUGGAACCCAGAACCUUCUAAGAAGCAUUGAUUGGGAAAAGCUUAAGACUGAAUCCAAUCUGUCAUCAAUUACCUGGAAUUUCAUUCCCCCGUCUGCCCCUUGGUAUGGGGGAUUUUGGGAACGUUUAAUUGGCAUGAUGAAGAGAAUCCUAAGAAAGGUUCUGGGUAGAACAUCAUUGAAUUACGAGGAAAUGGUAACAGUUCUCUGUGACUGUGAGAGUGUAAUGAAUUCACGCCCCCUGACUUNAUAA